AUGAGGCCAGAGACCAGCACCAAGUCUGGACGAGACUCACUAGCAGGACCUCGGGCUCUUGCCCCCGGGUCCAAGGGCUGCCCCAGCCAGCUCACGGUUUCCACUGACGAAAGCUCCUCGGCGGUGCCCAGCAUUACUGACCACAAGUUUGCACGUGAGGCACGGCGGAAGCGCACGGGAGCCUCAGAGAGCGCCUUUUGGACAGCUUAUCUCUUGGCAAGAUUAAGCCGGCUCUCCACGGAGGGGCCCGUAUUGCAGGUCUGCAGGGAGGGCCAGGCCCGCCGCGUUUGCACCUUUUACCCGGCAUCUGUCCCUGGGAUCAGCAGAGCUGGAGGCUGGAUUAGACGGGUCAGCGCCCUGAUUGACAGUGACACUUCCACCCGCGCCCCCGCCUGCCCCCCGGCCUCUCCCGCUGUUCCUCUCCUGCCCCACCCGGGCCCCAUCCUGUUCCCGAGAGCGGCCACUGCCUUCUAA
Molecule: messenger RNA, 474 nt
Organism: Rangifer tarandus platyrhynchus (Svalbard reindeer)
Lineage: Eukaryota; Metazoa; Chordata; Mammalia; Artiodactyla; Cervidae
Source: the annotation of a GenBank genome assembly